Messenger RNA from Prunus dulcis (almond), 3589 nucleotides. RefSeq names its product probable RNA-dependent RNA polymerase 5. The coding region runs from base 238 to 3474 and encodes 1078 amino acids. The transcript is spliced from 19 exons. Gene Ontology annotation, molecular function: RNA-directed RNA polymerase activity. Gene Ontology annotation, biological process: siRNA processing. The record is from RefSeq and is a predicted model, not a curated record. Gene Ontology annotation, cellular component: nuclear RNA-directed RNA polymerase complex. Lineage: Eukaryota; Viridiplantae; Streptophyta; Magnoliopsida; Rosales; Rosaceae.
CCAAGCACAGGAAAUAGUGUAAGUAGCUCCAUCAAAAAUCUGGUCCGAAGUAGGAACCUUCUGUCAGGGAAAAUCUCGCAUCCCCAUUAAAGCUUGAAACUUUUUGGUAUUUGGUUUAUAGAAGCUUGAAACUUGAGACUUACCAUUUAGUAGAAAGUUUUCGGACAAAAUAAAAAUAAAAAUAAACAUUUUAGUCAAAGUAUAUGAUUGUGGGCUGGCUCAUGGUAGUGUAAAAAAAUGCAUCAUCACGGGAAUUUGAACGUGAAACGCAGUCACCCACAGAUGGAGGAUGCCGCCAAUCAUUUAUCUUCAUCUAUCAACCACUUUCACAGCAGCAUGAUCGAGUCCCAGACGGCCAUGCCCGACGUUAGUCUACAGCCACAACCACAACAGCAACCGCACAUUGCUCUGCCUCCGUUGGUGGAGGAUUUGCUGAACCAAAUUUGUAACGACAGAAAGCAACCCCAGCCAGACUACGACGUCAGGCGGAGGCUGGGUUUGCUGGGCGAGGAGAAGGCCCUCCAACUCCUCCAUGAAAUCGACGAGGCAAAAGUAAUCAAAACCCUCAGUGGCUUCAUCAAGUGGAUGAUCCGUAAUAAACCACAAUAUCAAUGUGCCUCUCCUUCUCCCUCUCCUUCAAAGUCCGCCCCUGCUUCUCUUCUACAAACCCAAUUGUCUGCUUCUCCCAUUACGCCUCCUGUUCAUAAAGUAAGAAUGGAAGUUACAGAGCAACCUGGAGACCAUGGAGGGUUGAGGCCACCUUAUUCCUAUUCCUCUGCCUCACCUUCAAAAGUUCUCCGUGUUUAUCCGUAUCAAGGCCAAUCAUCUGCUCCUCCUUCAACUAUUACUCCUGUUCGACUUUUUAAGGACCCUCUGCCUCUACCUCAACCUUUUCCUCAAGGUGAGACUUCCACUUAUUCCUCAGUAGACCAACCUGGAGACAAUGGGCAGGCACAAUUAGAAGCUCUGGGCGAACUUGAGUUCAGGAGACAAUUCCUAAUAUUGAAUUACGCUGGAGGAAAUAAGUUAGAAAAAGUUCUAGAGCCCGAGACUAUUAGGAGUUGGAAAGAUUUGCCGAUGCAACUGUUUGAGACGACAGUUUGGGAAGCUUUGGGUCGGAACUAUAUCGGCACGCGACACCCGACUUUUGAUUGGGAUUCUGGAAAAACAUACGUCUAUCAUUGUGAAGUCUCUGUGGAUGGGAGCUACAAAUUCAAGGGACCCUGUCUAAACAACACAAAAAGAACUCUCCUGCAGAAAGUUUUGGGAGAUGACAAUGUUUUAAUGGUGAAAUUUUCCGAUGUGGUGACUGAGAAAGUUCCAACUGCCAUUAAAGAUAAUAAUUAUGCCAAUUAUAGCAAGGUCGCGAGAGAAGGGAUUCUUGUGGGUUUGCGUCGAUAUCAGUUCUUUGUGUUCAAAGAUGGUGGCAAUAAAGAAAAGAAGAAAAACCCAACUUCAUCACCUGUGAAGUGUUACUUUAUUUGUGUGGGCUCUAAUGCCGCGAUUGACAGGAGUGAAGAUUAUAAGUUCUCUAACAGAAAAAUUCACGAAACAAGAUGCAUUUUUAUGCAUGCACAUACUGUGUCUAGUGUGUCAAACUACAUGGCUAGGUUUUCACUCAUUUUGUCAAAGACAGAGAGCUUAGUAGUAGAUUGGUCACUUGUAAAGGUUGAGGACAUCGAUGAUGAGUAUUGUCUAGAUGAAUCUGGUAAUCGUAUCUAUAGAGAUGGAAAGCCUCUUAUACAUACAGAUGGAACUGGAUUCAUAUCUGAGGAUUUGGCUUUACUCUGUCCGAAGGAUUUACUCAAAGGAGACUAUAUCAGUAAGGAAUACAUUGAGCCUUUGCUCUUGCAGUUCCGACUUUUUUACAAAGGCCGUGCUGUGAAGGGAACCUUUCUGAUCAAUAAAACGCUGCCACCAAAAACAAUCCAGAUUCGACCAUCAAUGGUUAAAGUUGAGACAGAUCCAAUGAUUUCAGAUGAUCAAACAGUGAAUUCGUUGGAGAUAGUGACAGUAAGCAAAUCACAUAGGAAUACAUUUUUUUCGAGGCAUUUAAUUGCACUUCUAUGUCAUGGAGGGGUGCCGAAAGAGUACUUCAGGGAGUUACUUAUGAAAGAUCUGGAAGAUACUCGUGGUGUUUUCUGCAGUAGGCGUGCAGCAUUCAAAGUUGCCUAUAACCACGGUGAGAUCGAUGAUGAUUACAAUUCGGUAAAAAUGAUUCUUUCUGAUAUUCCUCUUGAAGAAUCAUAUUUGCAAUAUCGUCUAUCAAUUCUAAAGAAAGAGGAAAAUAAGAGUCUUAGAAAAGGCAAAAUUUGUAGUCCUCAGAGUUAUAUGUUGAUGGGGACAGCUGAUCCAACAGGGAUUCUGGAAAGAGAUGAAGUUUGCGUUAUCCUUGACAGCGGACAAAUGUCGGGAGAGGUACUAGUGUACCGGCAUCCAGGUUUGCACUUUGGUGAUAUUCACGUUUUAAAGGCCAGAUACGUGAAGGAGUUAGAAUAUGUUGUCGGCAAUGCCAAAUAUGCUAUAUUCUUCUCUUGCAAAGGUCCACGUUCUGUAGCUGAUGAAAUGGGUGGUGGAGAUUUUGACGGUGAUCUCUAUUGGGUCUCAAGAAACCCUCAGCUUUUGGAAUGUUUUAAACCGAGUGAACCUUGGAUCGAAGCUUCAUCAUCAACUCCAAAAGUUGCGAGUACUAGACCCAGUGACCUUUUGCCUAAUCAUAUAGAGGAUGCGCUUAUUAAACAAUUCUUGAAAACUAGGUUUGAACCCAGUUUUGCAAUGAGUGAGGCAUCUGAUAGCUGGCUGGCUAUGAUGGAUCGGUUGUUAAUUCUAGGAGACAGUAGUAAUAGCGAGAAAACCCAUGUGAAGGCAAACAUGCUGCGAUUGGUUGAUUUAUACUACGAAGCUCUAGAUGCACCAAAAAAAGGUGGAAAGGUGGUAAUUCCUGGAGAAUUGAAGUCGAAUCUGUUCCCUCAUUACAUGGAAAGGGUAAACUCAUACAAAUCAACGUCCAUUUUGGGAUUAAUUUAUGACACAGUGAACGCCUAUCAAGCAGAAGAUGCUUCUAUCAAAGAAGUCAAGAAACUUCCUAUGUUCGAUGUCGAAGUCCCUGAGGAGUGCUUGAAGAAAUGGAGGGAACACCACCAGCAUUACAGGAGUGAAAUGAGGUCGGCCAUGCAGGACGAUGAUCGAGACGGCAAGAAUAAUGCUGCCGAUAAGGUCUUGAGAAAGUAUAAAGAGAUUCUGUAUGGUGGUGCUGAGGACCUUGAGAAUAGUACAAGGCCGUUGCAUGAAAUAUUCGACGAGGCGCUCGCAAUAUAUCGGGUGACUUAUGACCAUGCUAUAAGUCAAGGAGCUGUUGGUAAAUGCUGCUUUGCAUGGAAAGUUGCAGGUUCAGCCCUCUGCAAGUAUUACAUGAAUAAACAAGGGGCCCGAACUAUUGAAGUCUCAUUCUCUGUUUUGAAGGACUUAGUGUAAAUUAAAUUUUAGGUGUACCAUAAUAUCCGUAAUUAGUCAAGAAAUGUUGUAUGUAUUAUAUUGUAACAUUAACGUGUGUAUGCAUAUAUAUAAAAUAUAUAUAUAGUUGUUUUCC